AUGUUUUGGACUUGGGUACACUCUUCAACAGGCCCUAAAACUACACACUUUUGGGCUCCAGUUUGCAAUUGGUUUUUCCCAAUUCAAGCAUUAUACGAUUGGAAUAGAGAUCCUGCAAAAAUCAGCAAGGAGAUGCAAUGUGUGUUAGUUUGCUAUUCAUCCUUGUUCAUGAGAUGGGCAUUAAGGAUAUCUCCACAAAGCUACAUUCUGUUCUGCAUGCAUCUGUUUAAUGCAACUCUGUAGGGAAGACUAUUAAUUAAAAGAUUAACAUGGGAGUCAAGUCAACAAAAAGCCAUCGAGGACAAACCAACUAAUUGAUUGUCUGUUUACAGAAUUUCAUAUAUAUAUAAAUAAAUAUAUAUAAAAA
This is a messenger RNA of Paramecium tetraurelia, 367 nucleotides long. RefSeq lists its product as uncharacterized. Lineage: Eukaryota; Ciliophora; Oligohymenophorea; Peniculida; Parameciidae. Gene Ontology annotation, biological process: pyruvate import into mitochondria. The record is from RefSeq and is a predicted model, not a curated record. The transcript is spliced from 2 exons. Gene Ontology annotation, cellular component: mitochondrial inner membrane.